This is a messenger RNA of Drosophila busckii, 786 nucleotides long. RefSeq lists its product as uncharacterized. The record is from RefSeq and is a predicted model, not a curated record. The coding region runs from base 85 to 696 and encodes 203 amino acids. The transcript has 2 exons. Lineage: Eukaryota; Metazoa; Arthropoda; Insecta; Diptera; Drosophilidae.
AACGAACAUUCGACAUUGACUAAUUUUAUAUAAAAAAGCUAGACGUUUAAAAAUUCUGGUAGUAAAAAUUCUAUUAUUUUGAAAAUGCCAGGCAAUCAAGCUAAAAAGCCGCUGAGGCAACAAAGCGUUAAGCGCAAAUACCAGACGCAACAGACGAAGCGCCGCAAGCGUACCGCACAGCAAAAUUAUCUGAAACAUAAUUAUAUAACGGUUAAGCAGGAGGCAAAGCCAAUUAUGCGACGCGUGUGGCGCCGCACAGUGGUGCAGCUAAAGCCAAAGCCCAAGGUGCGAGUGCCACGCCUGUUUCGCAUGGAUAUUAACACUGGACUGCCGCUGGAUUACGAACGCAACGUGUCCAAGAUUAUGAGCUAUGUAAAUCCGCAUUUCGCUCGGCCCCCCAAUCCCGAUCAGGUUAUCGAGCAGUUGCUGACGCAGGCAUUAGCUAAUAUUGUUGGACGUGGCGGCGACUUUGCGGCGGAGAACAUACGCAGCGAAAUACUCAAGAGCAUGCGUCAACACACGGCAAUGGCAAAAAAGCCGAGCGCCAACAAGCAGCGAGCCAAUUAUGAGCUGCAGCAAUUUCACAACGCUUGCAAACGUGCUCCAGCCGCUGAGCAACAGGACGAGCUGCCAGCUCCAGCGCCCAGUCGAAAGCACAAGCUGAUGUAUAAACAUUUAUUGAAAGUUGUACAUUGAACUGACGACUUAUUGGACUCGUGAAUCGCGUUUUGAAUAUUUGAGAAAUAAAAGUUAAUUUCGGCCUAAGCUACUAAGUUGAGACUUGAG